GCUUCAAAAGGUAAAGUGGGAGAAAAAAGGUAUUUCAACCGCAGGGAAAGUUUUGUAGAGCCGAGAAUAGAAAACUAAUUAGAGUCUGUCUUCUUAACCUAACAUUCAGUCAUUCAAGACUCUUCUCCGCGACAACGAUGAUGAUAUCCCUGUAUGAUGGGAAAGAAGAUGCUUAUUGGUGGGUUCUUUGCACCGAAAAAAUAUUCAAGGAGCAAGGGACACCAGAGGCUAUGAAAUUGUGGAAAGCUGUUACGGCAUUGAGAGGUCCUGCUCUACAAUGGUGGCUCUGGCGGUCUCUUCGUCAGCCGCCGACAACUUGGAAUGACUUCACCACGGUUUUUAUUUGGCGUUUUAAACCUGAAUGGAGAGAUAUUUUGCCGGUAGAUGACGACGAGGAGGAGGAGCCAAAAUUGGACUUGUCUAUGUUGUCUGUGUCCAAUGGUAGUAACAACAACAAUAGCUCCGUUUCUGUGCUUAUUUCCGACCCGCAAGUGUUCGAUUGCUACAAUUGUUCUCAAACCUUAACUGUUCCACUCUUUCAGUGUGAUAAUAGUCAUAUUGUUUGCUCUACCUGCUGUCCUAAACUUAUGAACAAGUGUGGCAAGUGCUCAUUGGGCAUUAGCUCAAAACGUUGUAAAGCCAUUGAGAAUAUAUUGCAAUCAAUGGGAAUGCCAUGUCCCAAUGAAAUACAUGGUUGCAAGGAGAGUAUAAGUUACCUUGGAAAUAGGAAGCAUGAGGAAUGCAUCCAUGAGCCAUGUUGCUGCCCCCUUUUAGGUUGUAACUUUGUUGCAUCUUCGGAAGUGUUGUCCACCCAUUUCAGCCAUAAACACGAUGGUUCUCAAAUAGAAUUUUCUUAUGGUCACUCCUUCAUUGUCUCUUUAAAGUCUAAUGAUGAAACCAUUGUUCUUCAAGAGGAAAAUGAUGGCAAACUAUUUAUUCUCAAUAAUAGUACUAUGCUUUUGGGAAAUGCAGUCAAUAUUUGCCAUAUUGGUCCUAAUUCUUCUGAAUCCGAGUAUAGUUAUGAUAUAUUGGCGAGGUCUCAGACAUGCAAACUGAAAUUACAUUCUUCUGCAAAGAAUGUUCAACGUGUUACUUUAGCAACUCUUUCAUCGGAGUUCCUUGUCAUUCCAUCUGGUUCUUGUGAACCUCUCAAGCUAGAAAUUUGCAUAACCCCCUUGAUGCAAAUCUAUGUAAAGACCCUGACUGGAACAAUAAUCUCCAUGAGGGUUAAGACUUCAGACACGAUAGUCGAUGUGAAGAAGAAGAUUCUUGACAAGGGGGGCUAUGAAGUGCACGAUCAACGUCUGAUCUUUGCCGGUAAGCAACUAGAAGACACACGGACCGUUGCCAAUUACAACAUUCAAGACAAGUCAACCAUCGACCUUGUAAUCCGCCUCACUGGGGACUAGAUGACCAUUGCACCAUUUUGCCAAAUACUACAUCGAAGAGUAAGAAACUGUCCACCUCAUCGUCUGCCGCCGUUGGGGACCCUUAUUAUGAAGACAAUUACCCUAUAAAUAGAGAAAUUGUACAUUAUUGAUAACAGUCUUUGACUUUUGUGUUUUUUUUUAAUAAGGAUUUGACUUUUGUUUUUAAGAAUGCAUUCUCCUUAGUCUCCUA
Trifolium pratense (red clover) is the source of this 1620-nucleotide messenger RNA. Its product is annotated as E3 ubiquitin-protein ligase SINA-like 7. The transcript has 3 exons. Bases 138 to 1409 code for a protein of 423 amino acids. Lineage: Eukaryota; Viridiplantae; Streptophyta; Magnoliopsida; Fabales; Fabaceae. Gene Ontology annotation, molecular function: protein binding; zinc ion binding. The record is from RefSeq and is a predicted model, not a curated record.